Messenger RNA from Paraphaeosphaeria sporulosa, 701 nucleotides. RefSeq lists its product as uncharacterized. Lineage: Eukaryota; Fungi; Ascomycota; Dothideomycetes; Pleosporales; Didymosphaeriaceae. The record is from RefSeq and is a predicted model, not a curated record. The coding region runs from base 91 to 576 and encodes 161 amino acids. The transcript is spliced from 2 exons.
AACACUUGCAGGAACACUUGCAGGCAGAGCCGCAUACUAACUCUUAUGUAUUGAUCUUCCAGCGUCAUUAGCGCAUGUAUUUCAGUUAUCAUGCUUGGAAUCGCUUACACGUACGUAUCUAGUCUGAUCAAAGAAUAUGGAUGGCAACAAAAUGGACACGGAAGAGCAAGGACCAGUCUGCGCAAGCCAUGCUUCCAAAAUUGCGUGUAUCUCGCACCUACGGUGUUGAUCUUACUACGAUUCAGAAGACGCUGUGUUUCAUCGGCGGUUCUUUCGGGGGCUGCUCCCACGAUCCUCCCCGGCACCUGCAUGGACAAAGUCACGUGGCGCUCCGGGGCCGGCCAUGCAUGCCGAAAGGAUCACCGUCGGUUCGGCACUGAAUUACUACGGAGCGGGAUGCUGUCCCUGUCCAGGCUCUAUCCUCCCGUCUGCGACCCGAGGGAAGCGUUACCCUCCGUCGGUUGGUCUCCCGUCUCCGCGAACCUGCUGGCUGGUGUCAAAUCAUCUUCCAGAGCGAUGAACGUACCAACAACCUCUCCAAAGCAACGCAAGGCCAACCACUCUCUAACCCUAUAGGCGAGAUUGGUGUACGACGAGUCUAGCCACACUGCGAACUUGCAUUAUCUUCUGCUCUGGUCACGUUCUCCUCCACGGUUUUGACUGCAAGUGCCGCGUUAUAGGUGCAGCUCUCUGCUAUCAAG